This is a messenger RNA of Pelmatolapia mariae (spotted tilapia), 4044 nucleotides long. RefSeq names its product RUN and FYVE domain containing 3 (gene rufy3). Gene Ontology annotation, biological process: regulation of axonogenesis. Gene Ontology annotation, molecular function: metal ion binding. Gene Ontology annotation, cellular component: cytoplasm. The coding region runs from base 473 to 2389 and encodes 638 amino acids. NCBI's taxonomy places the organism in Eukaryota, Metazoa, Chordata, Actinopteri, Cichliformes, Cichlidae. The record is from RefSeq and is a predicted model, not a curated record. The transcript is spliced from 18 exons.
CUUGGUCAACACCCACCCAGUGCAUUCACUGCGGUGCGCAGGCAGUCCAAUCACAGAGAACCGGUGCUAAGCUGACCGGAGGAGGGCUGUGAUUUUUCAGCACGGUGCGCUCUGUUGCAUUUUAAAUCCCCAGUCGGCACAAAAGGGGAUAACAAGAGGCUGAAGAGGAGGAGGCGGUGGAGGAGUAGAAGGCACAGACAGCAGCCUGUUUCACUCAGUUGUAGCAAGGAGGAGAGGAGGAUGCGUGCAUAAAGAGGAGGAGCACCCUUUCUAACACCUGCUGAAGGCUGCUGUGGGCCUUUCCCGUCUUGUCCUUUUUGUUUCUUCCUCUGAUUCUCUUUUCAUCUUUCAUCCUCUUGUUUUUCUGGCCUUCUCUGGUUGUUGGAACGCAAAGCUCCUGCAUCUUUUGUACCUCCCCCCUCCCUUUUCCCCUUCGGUGGUGUUGGUUUUGCCUCGCACAAGCUGAGUCAUCAUGUCUGAUCUGACGCCUCAGAGCGAAACCCCGACUCCCACCACAGACAAGAUCACCCAGGCUGCCAGGGAGACCAUUUAUCUGUGCAACUUUCGCGUCUCUGUCGAUGGCGAGUGGCUUUGCCUCCGCGAGCUCAACGACAUCUCGCUCACGCCAGACCCCGAGCCGGUCCAUGAAGAUCCCAAGGAUCCCAUCGCGAUUGAGAGGCUUAACUUGAUGAACAUGGCCAAACUGAGCAUCAAGGGCCUGAUCGAGUCUGCGCUCAACCUGGGACGCACGCUUGACUCCGACUAUGCACCUCUGCAGCAGUUCUUUGUCGUGAUGGAGCACUGUCUGAAACACGGGCUGAAAACUAAGAAAACCUUCCUGGGGCAGAACAAGUCCUUCUGGGGACCAUUGGAGUUGGUUGAGAAGCUGACGCCUGAGGCAGGAGAGAUCACUGCCAGCGUAAAAGACCUGCCUGGGCUCAAAACUCCUCUAGGAAGAGGACGCGCCUGGUUACGACUGGCCUUAAUGCAGAAGAAGCUCUCAGAUUAUAUGAAGACCAUCAUCAACAGAAAGGACCUGCUCAGUGAAUUUUACGAGCCAAACGCGUUGAUGAUGGAGGAGGAAGGCGCCGUCAUCGCCGGGCUUCUGGUUGGAUUAAAUGUCAUCGAUGCCAAUCUGUGUAUGAAGGGAGAGGACUUGGACUCGCAGGUUGGGGUGAUCGAUUUCUCCAUGUACCUAAAAGACGGUGGACACAGCAGCAAGAGCGUGGAGGGGGACGGUCAGAUCACAGCGAUUCUCGAUCAGAAGAACUACGUGGAGGAGCUGAACAGACAUUUAAGCGCGUCGGUAAAUAACCUGCAGGCCAAAGUGGACGCUCUGGAAAAGUCCAACACGAAGCUGACAGAAGAGCUCGCAGUGGCGAAUAACAGGAUCAUCACUUUACAAGAAGACGUGGAGAGAGUAAAGGAGGAGAGCUCAUAUCAGCUGGAGUCCAGAAAGGCAUUAAGAAGUGAUUCAGCAGCAGACGGACAAGCGCUGGGGGAAACACGCAAGCAGCUCAAAGAGGAAACUUUGCUUCGACUGGAUGUGGAGAAGGAGCUGGAGGUGCAGAUCGGGAUGAAGCAGGAGAUGGAGCUGUCCAUGAAGAUGCUGGAGAAAGACGUCUGUGAGAAGCAGGACGCUCUGGUGGAGCUCAGGCAGCAGCUGGAAGACCUUCGUGCCAUCAACCAACAGCUAAUGCACAAGUCACAGAGUGCCGAUGCCAGCUCGAAACAGAAGAGUGAGAUCAUCGUUCGCAUGGAGGAGAAAAUAAACCAGAUGUCAGGGACCAUAAAACAGCUGGAGACCAGAUGCAAGCAGGCGGAGAAGGAGAGGGACCUGGCUGUAGAGGCAAACCGGCUCUUCAAGCAGGACUUUGGAGACAAAAUCGAGAGUCUGCAGGUGGAGGUGGAGCAGCUGAGGAAGCAAAGGUCUAAUCUGGAGCGAGAGCUGAGAAAAGGUCACGAUCGAAAGAGCGAGCAUCACCUCAGUGCCUCCUCGGUACCUCAGUCCAGCACUCCGCGGACCGACAGGAGACAACCAGAGGAUGUACCAACACAACUCCCGGAAUCCCCGUCAGUGAAGGAGAAAGACCAGUUACAGAGUGGCCCGGAGGACAAAACUAGCCUUUGCUCCAGCUUGUCCCUGUCGCACCACGAAGAUGAGCAGAAGGAGUCGUUCUUGGAGAUCAGCGAGCCUUCCAUGUGUACAAUGUGUGAGCAGGCCGACUCCCUCCUCAAGACAAAGAAACAGUGUAAGAACUGCAGCGGCGUUUUCUGUGAGAGCUGCGUGUCCAAAGAGCUGCCUUUACCUUCCUCCAUUCUCCCAGAGACGGUCUGCACCGCCUGCUACUCGCUGUUACUCCAACAAUACUCUUCAUCACCAACAUGAACCCACAAUCAUCACACACAGCAGAGGCGCUCAAGUGUAAUACUGGCACCUAAAAACCAAAAAAUCCCAACUUCCUGAGACAUCCUAAGAAUCACAGGGUCUGUGAGAUAUUUAAAUCAGUCUAGUGUGUGUGUGUGUGUGUGUGCUCGCGCAGGGUUUCCUUAUAAUAAAAACAGCUGAAGCCAUUUAUCUUCCUUUUCUGGUUCGUGUUGGUGAUUUAGGCUUCUGUCGGCACUUUUAAGCUAAACUUGCACUCUCUCACAUGGCUGGAUUUAAACAAAUAAAUAAAAGAAUCAUCUCAUUUAUGGACACUAAGUGAUGAAAAGUUUAACUGACAUUUUCAUCCCCAGUGUCAAAAGAUAAAAAAGGAAAAACUGGAAUUCAAGGCUCGGUGUUUCGAUUCAGAGAUCAGGAUAUGGAGUUACUCGUACCUUUAUGCACUUUUGUGAUUAAACUGGCGUCACAUUCAGGGAAAAUCCUGACAAAAUCGGUCAACAAAAUGACCAAAUGCUGUCAUGUUAUGUGUCAUUACUUCCUUAAAGACUGUUUAAAAAAAGAAAAAAAAAGUUAAAGUGUUUAUUUCCAGAGUGGAGCGGAUUCUGGGAAUUAUAAAGUAAACUGGAAUGAUGAGUGGAAACCCAGAAAAAUCAGAUCACCAAAAAUCCACAACAACGAUGUUUCUAAGUGAGACUUAGAAACAGUUAUGAUUAUUCCCUGCUUUCAGAGAUAAAAGAUGAAAACGCUGAUAUCUAUUGUCUCUAUUUGCUUAAAUAUGACUGUUAGAGUAUUAGCAUAAAUAACCAAAUCCACCAUAAGAGGUCAACAUUUAACAUGCCAAUUUCAGUUUCCAGUGUUGUGUGCUGGAAACUUGGACAUUGAUUCAGAAGUCAUUCACAAUAAAAAUCAGUAUCACCAUAAAAUUCUUCAUCUUUGGACCUAUUUUAGAAGCUGAGUUUGUCUCUUGUCUUAAUAUUGGUAAAGCUUUAAAAAUGGAGACCAAUUUAAAGCUGUUCAUGCAGACUCAACAAGGAAGUCAGUGAAAACUGCAAGAUCAGAGUUUUGAUCGAAGGUUUGCACAUUUCAGACUCUGUCCCGGUGCUCUGUUCAGGAACAGCUGCUCCCGUCAGGACAGGGGAACUUUAGAUGCAGCGUUUCAUUUUUGCAACGUUGUGUUAGUCGGCACUUUUCCUGAGCUGUUUUGAUCUCGUUUCAUUUCUUUAUGCUAAGCUCAGCUAGUUUCAUGUAAUGAGAAAUAAUAAAUGUAUUUUGCAAAUGAUCACCUGAUUCUUUUAAGUUCACAAAGCUGCUUUUUCCUUCCUGCUGUUGUGUAUUAGAAGUGGCAUUAACAAAAAGGCUUAAAAUCAGUCAUUUAGCAUGAAGUCACAUCUGAGUCUGGUGUGUUUUAAACUGUAGCAGGUGAAUCAUACAUUUUUAGACUGAAGGCUUUUUGCUCUGGAUAAACUGAAUAUGUUUCAGCACUUUUGAUGCACGGCUCUCUGCCUGGCUGAGGUAAAGUGAAGACGUAUCAGUGCAGGUUUAUAACUUAUGUUCUGUUGAUUAAAAACAACUAAAUCUUUAUUUUUUUUGUGGCUGAUGAUGAUUAACAGGUGAAGUGGAACAGCUUCUUGGCUUACAAUAAACAUGAGCAUUUACAA